AUGAAAACUAUAUUCACUGAUCAGGAAAGUCAUAUGGCUACAACAAUUAAACAGGUAUUUCCUAAUGCUCAUCAUCGUUUGUGUUUAUGGCAUAUUUUUCAGAAUGUUGCUAAGCAUUUGUCGAAUAUAUUUGGUACUCAUAAAUCAUUUUCAAGUGAUUUUAGAAAAUUUAUUUAUGAUUACGAGACUGAGGAUGAGUUUUUGUUGGGCUGGGAGCAAUUACUUGAAACAUACGACUUAAAAGAUAACAAAUGGUUGAAUAACUUGUUCAAGUUACGUGAGAAAUGGUCACAAGUAUACGGAAGAGAACAUUUUUGUGAUGGUAUGACAACCACUCAAAGAAGCGAGAGUAUUAAUAAUUACUUCAAGAAAUACUUUAAGAAGAAACAAACUCUUUCAGAAUUUGUGGUUCAGUCUGAUAAAGCAGUGGAUGUGCGGCGUGAAAAGGCUAGAAAAGCAUACCACAAAUCUGUGUCGACGCAACCAGACCUGACAUCAGUAUGGGAAGUAGAAAAAAAAGCGGCUGAAAUAUAUACUCGAAAGAUUUUCAAUGAAUUCCAUUCGGAACUUCUGAGGCUCAUUGAUCUUUAUUUUGAACUCGAUACUGAUGACGGAACAACAAACAUAUAUAAAGUAUCAUCAUAUAUUGGAGAAAGGGAGCCUCGUACAGUACGUAUCACUUCCUCUAACCUUACAUUUCAGUGUAGCUGCAGAAAAUUUGAAUUUUCCGGUAUAUUAUGUGCUCAUAUCUUGAAAGUACUCCGCCAUUUAAAGUUAUCUGAUCUCCCAUCUCAUUAUUACCUAAAGAGGUGGACCAAAGAGGCGUCAAAUAUUACUAUAGUAUUUGAUUCUCAGGUAAAUAACAUAAUGGUUGAUUGCGAUCUUUCGCUAUCUACACGUUAUAGUGAGUUGUCUCACUUAGCAUUAUCGGUAGCUAAAAUUGGUUGUGUAAAUGAGGAACUAAGUAUAGUUACAAAACAAGCGUUAUUGAGGGUUCUAGAAGAGAUUAAGUCUCACUCGACGACCCAGCCGAGUAGCAUGGAAGAUGUUUAUGAAAGGAAUUUGCUUGAAAGAGAUGACGAAGAUAUUCAACAAGUGAACAUAACUGUUAAAGAUCCCAUUCGGGAAAAAACAAGAGGAGAGUCUUCCAAAAGACACAAGGGCGGUCCAGAGAAAGGAAAAAAAGGGAAAAAAACUCGCAAAGGUACAGGUGUUGUUGACAAGUCUGAUCCUUCCAAAUCUGACAAGGAAGCGGCUAAACUUUCUUGGGAUGGAGCUUUUGCUGUGGCCGUUGUAGCACUUUCUCGUGCAUAG
Papaver somniferum (opium poppy) is the source of this 1314-nucleotide messenger RNA. RefSeq names its product protein FAR1-RELATED SEQUENCE 5-like. Gene Ontology annotation, biological process: regulation of DNA-templated transcription. The record is from RefSeq and is a predicted model, not a curated record. Gene Ontology annotation, molecular function: zinc ion binding. Bases 1 to 1314 code for a protein of 437 amino acids. The transcript is spliced from 3 exons. NCBI's taxonomy places the organism in Eukaryota, Viridiplantae, Streptophyta, Magnoliopsida, Ranunculales, Papaveraceae.